AUGACCCAAACCUUAGGGAACGACGAGCCAGAUAGUAAGACAGGGCCGCUAAACUCGGGCUCCCUCAUGUCUAGAAACUCCUCCGUCCUCACACUGACCACUCCCCAGCUGUACUCGAUUUACGGCGGCCGCGAAAACCUGAUAGAUGCCCAAGAUGCAGAAAAUGCAAGCGAUAUUUACGAGAAUUUAAAAGAGAACAUCAACAAGAGAAGCCCAGACGACGCUUCUCAUGCGCCACCUCGUUCAGGCCAGCGAAAGUCGGCGGUCGGGGUGUUCACCAGGGUCGUUGGCAAGAGUCUGGUUUUGUGCGUGCUCGGCAACCUCUUCAUCAAGCUGAUCGAACAGCUUUACAAACUAAAUCCGGCCCUCCCCAAUCUUGCCGAUUUUCACUUAAUUUACCUCGUCAGAGACAACGCCAACCUGCCUUUAAGCCCUGUCCAAAUGGAAAUACUCAACAAUUCCCUAAUGGGCCUGCUGUUUGGCUCCAUCAGACCGCUUUCUGAACUCGUCUUCACUUGGAACGGCAAGAAACGGUCGUUCCCAGAAACAGCUGCGCUUGUCAGGUUCACUGUCGCACUCAUAGGGUUCUCGUACGGAUUGAGAAAGGUGGAAUGGGAGUCGAAGCUGGAGGCGUCGCUUGUCUUCCUGGGCAUAUGCGCACUGCUGUGGAUCGUGAUGGACUCCUCUAUCGGCGGCCUGUUGUCCUCAUUUAUCGUCUCUUUGGGAACUAUCGCCGUCUACACCUACUUCACGUUCCAGCAAAACCUGCUGAGCGUGUUUAGCGACCCAGAUAUCCUGGCCGACCUCCUGUGGAACGGGUCUUUCCUGUUCAUCUCGUUAGUUAUAUUUGGCCGGAUCAGCAAGAGACUUAUUGGCUAGGCAAUUAUAUGUUUACAGUUAAAUAGCAUAAACUCAUGAUUAUGUCACCGAAGAACCUCUUCUUCAGCUAAUCAUCCUCCACCGCCUCCUCAGACACGUCUUUCCGCUCAUUCUCCAGAUUGGACUUGUGCUGGUUGGCGCUCAGAAGCCCUGUCGCACUCACCCCGGAAAUUGAGUUCCUAUUGAUUCUCGCGACAUUCUCAAUAUUUGGCAAUUUUAGCGGGUUUAUUGACCCAACCUGCUCUUUGUGUCCCGUAGCUUUCGACAUGGCAUAGUCUCCGCUGUCGAAAAAUUUCCUGUCCUUUAUCUUACUUUGCAGCACCUCCGACUUCUUGGGCAAACGGCCGUACAAUUUGUACAAUUUCUGCUCCUGCGGCGUCAGUUUCGCCGUCUCCUCCGUCUGUGGCGGUUCGUACAGCGGGUCGUUUGGAGAUAGGUUCGACAUUGGGGCUCACAAACUCUUUGCCUCCGGCGUUUCGAUAAGCAAUUGCGAAAAAUUAUGUGGCUUGUUGCGUUGGUUUUUUCUCGCCCCGUGCUCCCUUCUGGUGCAAGGGUGUUUUCCGCCUUCCCUGCGAGGCCAUUACGCUGGCAGCAGCGAGCCUGACUGGCUGUAGAUGGGCGCUGAACUGCAGGUCUUUCUGAGGUAUCUCACCGAUAGUACAGUGGAGAAGGUCUGGGUCGUAUCGGAUGUUGUUGUCGCCGUCUCUGUUGCCCGGAACGUGGUGAUUUAUCAGUUCCACCGUGCUCCUGAGCUUAUUGCGUGUAUCCUGAUCCACAAUCAGGGCAACAAACUGCUUGGAUUUGUCUAAACUAGGAAGCAGUCUAACUUCACCGGAGAAUCCAACCAUCAAAGGAGUCCUCAAGGGCAGGUUUUCCUCCACCAGGGCAAUAAACUCUCUCAGUUUUUGAUCGUCUUCGAAAGUCAGGUUGUAUGACAGAGAAAUGUGGAGACUUUUGGGGGUGUUUGUGAGCUCGUCAAACAGGGUUUCCUGUAAAGUGGCCGAUUCGUGGAGCACACACCGUUGGCUCAGCUCGUUCCAGAACUUUUGAGCCAGCGAAUGCAGAAGCGCGUACUGUUCAUCCGACAAGGGUAUGUGCAGAUAUAGGUGCGACGUCCUCUUAGUGGACGUCUCCUUGCGUCU
This is a messenger RNA of Ogataea polymorpha, 2021 nucleotides long. RefSeq lists its product as uncharacterized. The record is from RefSeq and is a predicted model, not a curated record. Gene Ontology annotation, biological process: sterol biosynthetic process. Gene Ontology annotation, cellular component: endoplasmic reticulum. The coding region runs from base 1 to 879 and encodes 292 amino acids. NCBI's taxonomy places the organism in Eukaryota, Fungi, Ascomycota, Pichiomycetes, Pichiales, Pichiaceae. The transcript has a single exon.